Molecule: messenger RNA, 2367 nt
Organism: Sander lucioperca (pikeperch)
Lineage: Eukaryota; Metazoa; Chordata; Actinopteri; Perciformes; Percidae
Gene: fastkd4
Product: transforming growth factor beta regulator 4
Exons: 11
Coding region: 214-2103 (629 amino acids)
Biological process (GO): regulation of mitochondrial mRNA stability; mitochondrial RNA processing
Cellular component (GO): mitochondrial matrix; ribonucleoprotein granule
Molecular function (GO): RNA binding
Source: RefSeq, a predicted model, not a curated record
GAGUCGAACAUUUCUAUCCAAUCACAGCUGCGUCCGCGGGUCAUGUGAUACUGCCCCUUGACGUCAUUUUCUUGCGACUACAGACAGCUCCAUGUGAACAGCUUUCACCAAAGUUAUAGUUAAUUACGGGUUUUGUGUGGGAUGGUGAAGCCAGCUGCUGAAUUGUGAGAAACCUUUUCUCUCCUUUCCUUCCUGUGGCCACUGUCCGACCCAAUGGCCAGCCGCCUCUUGGGCAGGUAUGCCCGUCUGCUCUUCAGAGCCUCCUUCCAGACUCCCGCUGCUGCCAGCCUGCCUCCCCCUGUGGCUGGGUCUGCAGAGGUGCAGAGGACUCAGGGCUGGCCACGGGUCACAGAAAGGUUAAUGUGCGAGGGAAGGACAAUUACUAAGGAAAACCCCUUUCCAAACAUGCCUAUACGCACCCAGCUGGAUGAGUUGGUGGAAAAGGCAGCAGUGCCAGAGGACAUCCUGCUGGCCUGGGCAGAGCAUGGACGGAAUGGUAAUCAAGCUGCUAAUGCACUGAUGAAGUGGACUCAGUUGGUCCUAAGGACGAAGGGCAAGUUUAAGGGACAAAAACCUGAACUGAUGAUGGAUUCAAGGCUACUGGAUAUGAUGGAUACUGUAUCUCGGCAGGUGUCUGCAGUGUGGAAUGGCAAUCUAGUGUCUGUCUUGCGAGCCUUCUGGAUUAUGGGUGUGCCGUCUACUCAUUCAGUACUCAAUUCUGUCCAGACUGAGGUCCUGUGGCGAGUCCGCAGGCUAACCUACAAGCAGCUGGGCUUCCUGGCAGAUUGGGGAGCGGGCAGGAAAGGACAGCAAGAUGUGGCAAUAGUGAAUGCUGCAAUAAAACAGCUGGAACUGCGCUGGACUGAAAUCGCUGAUGCUAAAACUGUCAGUGCACUGAUAUCCAAUGGACAACGCAUGUCGCCUACCUUGAUAGACCGACUUGAAGACAAGGCUUUGGAGCUUGCAGAGGGAUUUUCAGCAGAAGAGAUCCGCAAAGUCUGUUUAUCUUUGGCAGCUCAGAGCCGCAGAUCUGUCCCGCUGCUCAGAGCUCUGUCCUACCACCUUCUUCAGAAGCCAUCCUCAGAGUUCACCACUCCACUAAUACUGGACAUGGCUUUUGCAUACGGGAAGUUAAAUUUCCACCAUUCUCAGGUAUUUCAGCGAAUGGCCUCUGAGUUGUUACCCAGAGUCCCUGAGCUCAUUUCUGCUGAUGUCACACGCUGUGCUAAAUCACUGGGCUUCCUCAAAUGGCUCCACAUCCCUCUCUUUGAGGCCUUUGCUGAGCACUACACAGCAAACAGUGAGAAGUACAGUACCCUUCAGCUCUGUAAUCUGCUCAUGACUUUUGCCAGACUUAGCUUCCAGCCCAGCAAUGGAGAAGAUUUUUAUAGCAAGGUUCACUCUGUGCUGGAGCACUCUCUCUCAGGCCUGGAGCCCUUCUUGCAGACAGAUGUGGUUUGGGCUCUGUGUGUGCUGCAGCAGGCCAAGCCCCACUACCUCAUCCCCCUCACACAACAGAGUCACGUUACCAAACUGUCAGAGGGCAGUCCAGCUCGAGUGGAGAACUAUCAGCUGAAGCUCCUUCACAUUGCUGCUACACUCCACUUAGAGCAUCCGGGUUCCUCAGAAACUCCAUCCUCCCCGAAUUCCCUGUCUGUCCCGGCCAGUCUCUCCCCCCUGCAGAGCAGUCUAAGAGGGGCUAUACAGAGUUUGGUGGGUGGGAGGACAGAGGCCCUUCGCACUGGAGUUGACACUGUUUAUGGAUGGACUAUUGAUGCUGAGCUGGUGGUGGAUUGUGACAACAAGCCAGUUGACAUGUUGAUGCUGAAAGCCCCUCAUCUUCCCAGUGGUGGAGGAGACCAGGCUUUACCUGUAGGGGCACAGCGGCUUGCUUUCUUGGCUUGGGAAUUUCCAAACUUUUGCUCAAAGAGUAAAGACCUUCUGGGGCGGUUUGCAAUGAUGAAGCGACAUCUCCAGUUGGCUGGCUUCAUAACAGUGGAGGUGCCAUAUUAUGAGUGGCUGGAGCUAAAGACAGACUGGCAGAAAUUGGCAUACCUGAAGGAUAAAAUGGGGAAGGCUGUGGCCGAGGACAUGGCUAAGUGAACCGAUCAGUCUUGAGCAAAUCUGCAGACUCAGCUGAAUCAGAGCUUUCCCAACCAAAUGGGACCACGGGGAAUACACACGCACACCCACGUUCACACUCUGAACGGAGCAGCAUUGCAGAAAAGCUCUCUCAUACUUUGCCACAGAAAAAAAAAAUCCUAUUUUAACUCUGGUUCCCUUGGCAACGUGUGGGGCUUUCCCUGUUUCCAUGGUGAUGUCGAGCAAGAAUUUUUGAGCUAGAGAGAAAGACGGAAAUAAACACAA